UUCCGGUCCCACUGCUGCACGCGCACGGGCAAAAAUGGCGGCCCCUCUGUGGCGGCGAUGCCAAAGAUGGACUGUUGGCAAUACCGGGACGAGUUUACUAGAAGCCCAGUUGCACUUUAGAGUCAGGCCGGGAUCUGUUUCUGCUGUGACAAGCGGGCGGGCGAGUUGGAGCUCCUGGCCUGGGGACGAGCCAUCAUUACGACCAAAGCAGAGGGUCGUACAGAGGAGUACGUUAUCCGGUACCAGACAUAAACCCCGGCUGUUGUAUCCAUCAUGUUCCUGUAGGAAUAUUCACAGUGACGCCAAACUGAAAGACCCCUUCACGCUAGCCCAGAAAGAUUUAGCAAGUUUAUAUGAUGACAUCAAAAAGGAGCUGUUUGUGUCCAAAGAGGAGCUCAAGUCUUUAUGCGACUACUACUUUGAUGGCAAGGGCAAAGCCAUCCGACCUAUGAUUGUGGUCCUCAUGGCACGCGCCCUCAACAUCCAUAGCAACAGAGCAGGAGACUUGAUCCCAGGCCAGCGCGCCGUUGCCAUGAUCUCCGAAAUGAUCCACACGGCCAGCCUGGUGCACGAUGACGUCAUCGACGGGUCGAACAAGCGGAGGGGGAAGAGGACCAUCAAUGACGUGUGGGGGGAAAGAAAGGCCAUCUUAGCAGGAGACUUCAUCCUGUCGGCUGCGUCCAUGGCUCUGGCUCGCAUUGGAAACAUCACCGUGGUCAAAGUGUUGUCACAGGUCAUCGAAGACCUAGUCAGAGGCGAAUUCAUGCAGCUGGGCUCCAAGGAGAACGAGAACGAGCGCUUCAAACACUACCUGGAGAAAACCUUCAAGAAGACGGCCAGCCUGAUCGCCAACAGUUGCAAAGCAGUGUCCAUCUUGGUCAAUUCGGACCCGGACAUCCAUGAAAUAGCGUACCAGUACGGGAGGAAUGUUGGCAUCGCGUUUCAGCUGGUGGACGAUGUGUUGGACUUCACCACAGGCGCCAGUCAGCUUGGGAAGCCCUCGGCGGCGGACCUCAAGUUGGGCUUAGCCACAGGACCGGUUCUUUUUGCUUGUCAGCAGUUUCCUGAGCUACAUGCAAUGAUAAUGAGACGCUUCAGCUCCAAAGGAGACGUCGACCGAGCCUGGCAGUACGUCAUUCAGAGUGACGGCGUACAGCAGACAAACUUCCUGGCACGCCGUUACUGCCAAGAAGCCAUCAGACACAUCAGUAUGCUGCGACCCUCGGCGGAGCGAGACGCCCUCAUCAGGCUCACUGAGAUGGUGCUCACCAGAGACAAAUGACCCCUCACGUUCAGGCAGCUAACGCCCUGCACCCUCCUCCUCCAUGCCUGGCUAUAGCGAGGCCAAAAUGAGUGUGAAGAUGUCACUCAAUCACGUCCUUUGACUCUUUCUACCUCUAAGGGUACACCAGAGUGAGUCGCAUCUAAGGAGUAUAAUACAAGCCAGGUGUACCAAAUAUGUGUAAAUAAGUGCGUCUAUGGUUAUUUAAAUAGUCAAUGAUGGCAAAGCACUGAGCUAUGAUGCUGUGUACUGUACUGUAAACCAAAUGUGUGUAAUUCCCAAACCAGACUGAAGCUUGCCGUGCACUUGAAAGGAUCAUUAUGAGAUGACUUGUUUCGCCAAGUGUCCUGUAACAAUCACAGCCUUAAUAUCUGCAAGUACUGCUCAAUAAAACACACUUUUAAAAUGUCAAA
This is a messenger RNA of Dunckerocampus dactyliophorus (ringed pipefish), 1695 nucleotides long. RefSeq names its product prenyl (decaprenyl) diphosphate synthase, subunit 1 (gene pdss1). NCBI's taxonomy places the organism in Eukaryota, Metazoa, Chordata, Actinopteri, Syngnathiformes, Syngnathidae. Gene Ontology annotation, molecular function: prenyltransferase activity. The transcript has 11 exons. The record is from RefSeq and is a predicted model, not a curated record. Gene Ontology annotation, biological process: isoprenoid biosynthetic process; ubiquinone biosynthetic process. The coding region runs from base 35 to 1282 and encodes 415 amino acids. Gene Ontology annotation, cellular component: mitochondrion; transferase complex.